UUCAUGUACAAGUGAGUGUACAAUUUGAAGAAACAUCAAACUUUUGCGAAUAUUUUAUGCACUGAGAAUAUAAACUAAUGUUUAUUGAUUAGUUGAUUAGCUAUUGUACUGACGCAUAAUGAUAAAUAAGUACAUUACUUAUUGAAGUAAAACAAUCCACAAAAUUCAGUAAUUUCAGUUAAUUAUUAUCAUUUUGGAAUGAGCAAUGCAAAGUUUACAUCAUUACUGUCCGUAUUAUCCUUGUUAGCUGUGUUAUUUUUUCUUCAUUCAUGCAUAGCUCAUUCAAAUAAAUUACCAGAUCGUCAGUAUACUGUUGAUAGAAGAAAUGAUGAUUCACAUCAGAAAUUCAGACAUAAACAUGCUGAAGUUGAUUUUUUUUUACAAAAAACAUUUAAAAACAAAUGGUUCUCUCGUAAAAAAAGUACUAAAGGCUGGGGAUUUAUAGAUGAAUUAUGGAAAAAUGAUAAGACAGAUUAUCCAUUGAGUAGAAAGAGAUCUUACCAUACUGAAUCGAAACUAUCACAGGAUACAAAAAAAUUUUCUCCAAGUUAUCGACGUCAUUCUAACAAUCAUUUUAACCCUAAAAAGGAUAAUACGCAUCGUAAAAAUUUGCAUGAAGUGGAUAAUUAUUUCGAUAAGCGUGUUCCAAAAGCAUCGAAUACCUUUCAUGGUCAUGAUAAGAAACACUAUGGAUCUAAAUUGAACUCACUUGUCUACUAUUUACUUGAUCGCCUACGACAUUAUGGUCGGGUAUUGUUGGGUAUAUUUGCCGAAACCAAUGAUGUAAUUGAAGAAUAUGACACUAAUGUUGGUCCACAUCGUAAGAGACAAAAAUUUUACUAAUCACAUACACUAUUUACUACCAGAAUUGUGUACAUUCCUAAAUGUUAUCUGUCAGAAAUAAAGUUUAGAUGUUUGU
Heterobilharzia americana is the source of this 919-nucleotide messenger RNA. The record is from the annotation of a GenBank genome assembly. Lineage: Eukaryota; Metazoa; Platyhelminthes; Trematoda; Strigeidida; Schistosomatidae.